AAAAAAGCGAGCGGCUUCAAGAAUCAGCUACUCUUCACACACACACACACACACACACACACACUCUUGAACCAGUUCUCUCAAUAAGCGAGCUCAUCCUCAUCAGCAAUAAUGGACGUUCCGAAAGACCAGAUGAGCACUCUAUUGGACCACGGCUUGUUCCCUUCUGCUCAAAUGCUUGGAUGUUUUCUUGUUUCGUCGUCUUCUGUAAGUAUUGAAACAAGUCCACACCUCAAGGCUGAAAAUUUGGUGCUUCUCGGCGAUGCUUUGUUUCGAGAGAAAGAGUACAAGAGAGCUAUUCACGCGUACAAACAAGCAUUGCACUGCCACAGAAUAAUUCCUAAGCAAAAUGCAACACCCAUUAGAAGUGCACUGUCUGCAUCAACCAGGUCAUCAUCGCCAAAUUCUUUCAACAUUUCAGCAAUUAAUGAGAAUGAGGUGAAGUUCAAGAUUGCAUCAUCACAUUGUGCACUCAAUGAGAAUAGAGCAGCUCUUCUCGAGAUGGAAGGAAUCCCAAGCAAAGCAAGAAAUUUGCAGAUGAAUCUCAUGAUGGGAAAACUUUAUCGAAGUUCUAGACAUACUCGUGCAGCCGUUACAUGCUAUAAAGAGUGUUUAAGGCAUUGCCCUUACAUCAUUGAGGCUAUCAUAGCUUUGGCGGAGUUGGGUGUGGCAGCUAAGGACAUUAUUUCAUUGUUUCCACAGACCCCAACUCGAGGUGCAAGGUCUACUUUUGAUCAUUUUGAUUCAAGUCGUUGGUUACAGCGUUAUGUUGAAGCCCAAUGUUGCAUUGCUUCAAAUGAUUAUAAAGGUGGUCUGGAAAUUUUUGCUGAGCUUCUGCGACGAUUCCCUUGUAACAUACAUAUACUGCUUGAAAUGGCUAAGGUUGAAGCCAUCAUUGGAAAAACUGAAGAAGCUAUAACAGAUUUUGAGAAAGGUAAAACGAGUGUUCGAUCCACUGAUCCGUAUGUUAUAACUUAUAUGGACGAGUAUGCUAUGCUCUUAAAGCAGAAAUCUGAUUAUUCGAAGUUGAAUAAAUUAGUACAUGAUCUACUAAACAUAGACCCGACCAGGCCUGAGGUUUUUGUGGCCUUGUCUGUCUUAUGGGAAAGGAAAGACGAGAGAGGGGCUUUAUCUUAUGCUGAGAAGAGCAUCCGCAUUGAUGAGAGACAUAUACCAGGUUAUAUAAUGAAGGGAAAUUUAUUCUUCUCGAUGAAUCGACCUGAAGCUGCUGUGGUUGCCUUUAGAGGUGCUCAAGAGUUGAGACCUGAUCUUCGUUCUUAUCAAGGUUUAGUACGCUCUUAUUUAGCAAUUUCAAAGAUCAAGGAGGCACUGCAUGCUGCAAGGGAGGCAAUGAAGGCCAUGCCACAGUCAGCAAAAGCUCUAAAAUUGGUGGGUGAUGUACAUGCUAGUAAUACUAGUGGGAGGGAAAAGGCAAAGAAGUUCUAUGAAUCUUCACUAAGGCUGGAACCUGGUUAUCUUGGAGCAGCGCUAGCCUUGGCAGAACUGCAUGUCAUUGAAGGUCGAACUGUAGAUGCUGUUACUCUCCUUGAGCGGUAUCUCAAGGAUUGGGCUGAUGACUCGUUGCAUGUUAAGCUUGCCCAAGUAUUUGCUGCAACAAAUAUGCCACAAGAUGCCUUGUCACACUACCAGGCAGCACUGAGGAUAAAUCCCCAAAAUGAAGCUGCAAAGAAAGGGUUGGAGCGCCUGGAGAAGCAGCUCAAGGGAGUAGAUCCUGAUGCUCCUGAAGAAGAUGAAGAGAAUGAUGUCGAGGAUGCUGAUGCAGACCAGGAAGAGGCUGAGCUUUUAUGAUGAGGAACAGAAACAUAUUUUAAGCUCUUCUCUUGCUCUGCUACAUGUUUAGGAGAACUGGUUCAGUUGGCAGGCAUCUAAUAUAAAAACAGCAGAAAUCCACUUCACCAGCAGCAGAUUCUUUGUGGCCUUUCCAAGAGCUUAAUGCGAAUUUCAAAUAAGGUACUUGUUGUGGCUACCUCGUGUUCUACACUACAAAUUCUUCGCGAGUCAAGACUGUUCAGCUACAGUCUCUCUUCCUUUCAGAUCAUAUUAUGGCUGCCCAUAUGUUGUAAUCUAUUGUAGUCCUUUUGUCCUAUCCUCGAUGUAAAUUUACCCUCUGGAAGGUUGUACCGACAAUUUUGUAGAACUCCAAAGAUUUUCAACAAAUUAUUUGAUGUAAAA
This is a messenger RNA of Nicotiana tabacum (common tobacco), 2193 nucleotides long. Its product is annotated as anaphase-promoting complex subunit 7. Gene Ontology annotation, biological process: protein ubiquitination; cell division; positive regulation of mitotic metaphase/anaphase transition. The record is from RefSeq and is a predicted model, not a curated record. Gene Ontology annotation, molecular function: protein binding. Gene Ontology annotation, cellular component: anaphase-promoting complex. Lineage: Eukaryota; Viridiplantae; Streptophyta; Magnoliopsida; Solanales; Solanaceae.